Paracoccidioides brasiliensis Pb18 is the source of this 1215-nucleotide messenger RNA. RefSeq names its product histone H2A.Z. The transcript has 6 exons. The coding region runs from base 1 to 1215 and encodes 404 amino acids. The record is from RefSeq and is a predicted model, not a curated record. Gene Ontology annotation, molecular function: DNA binding; structural constituent of chromatin; protein heterodimerization activity. Gene Ontology annotation, cellular component: nucleosome.
AUGGCAGCAUCCGGAGACGUGGGCGGCGAAAAACUUCCAAGGAUUAGGACCCUGCCACUGGGAGUGCCGCUGCAUCUGAAAGACAGACCUGCGCAUUAUAAUGGGUUUCAUAGCGGCAACAGUCUGGGAACACCGUUCCUGGAAGCACUGACCUGCUUAGUCCCCUCAUCAGUCCAAGACCCACCUCAACACGAAUUACUCCAACUCCUUACUCUGUCUGAAUAUAAUCAAUUCAAAUACCUAGCCGAUAACAAACAUCAUGAUUAUUUCAAGCCCAUCCACAUUAUUUCAGCAGCCAUCGCCAAUGUCAACCCCAGCAUCGAUAUUACCAGCGCACCAUCAAGAACCCCAUGUUUGUGUCCCUGUGCAAUCUCCACCCUCUUCCUCAUUUUGGCCAUUGUCGACUGCCAUUCCAAAACAGCACGGGCAAAACGACAUGAUGAUCAGGUCCACCGAAAUGAGUUCUUCGCAAUCCACGCCAUCCAAACAUGGUCGGACAUAGGAUUCGCCCCGGUGUCUGCAGAAGUCGUAGAUCUCAGUGAUGUCUUCACACAUUUUGGUUUAUUUUUGGUUGGUUCUCGUGUUUUCAGGAUUGGCAAUUCCGCUUUCCUUGCGGACGCGCUGUUCAGCGACAUUUUCAAGGUUCGACGUUGGUUUCUCAUCUCCAUCUCAUCAACAACGCGAACUUUGCCACCCAUCCGCUGCGUCUCCUCGUCCACGCUUACCGGCCAUCGAUUCAGCUCAUCUCCCGACGCGACAUACCCAUUUCUGCGACUCGAUCUUCCCCAUCUCUUCGAUAUGCCUGGUGGUAAGGGAAAGUCUGUUGGAGGCAAGGGUGCUCCAAAGGAUGCUGCGGGGAAAACUCAGAAAUCUCACAGCGCAAAGGCUGGCUUGCAGUUCCCAUGCGGCCGUGUCAAGCGUUUUCUGAAGAACAACACCCAGAAUAAGAUGCGCGUUGGUGCCAAAGCUGCCGUUUACGUCACCGCUGUUCUCGAAUACCUUACCGCUGAAGUUCUCGAGCUGGCAGGCAACGCCGCCAAAGACCUCAAGGUCAAGCGUAUCACACCUCGCCAUCUUCAGCUGGCGAUUCGAGGCGAUGAAGAAUUGGACACUCUCAUCCGCGCUACCAUCGCGUUUGGAGGUGUCUUACCACGUAUUAACCGGGCGCUACUUCUCAAGGUGGAACAGAAGAAGAAGAAUAAGAGUGAAGCAUAA